Molecule: messenger RNA, 680 nt
Organism: Triticum aestivum (bread wheat)
Lineage: Eukaryota; Viridiplantae; Streptophyta; Magnoliopsida; Poales; Poaceae
Product: flowering-promoting factor 1-like protein 2
Exons: 1
Coding region: 107-460 (117 amino acids)
Biological process (GO): regulation of flower development
Source: RefSeq, a predicted model, not a curated record
ACAUCCCAGCCUCAACAACCACCAAAGUACACACACCACACUAAUCAAGUACACAUCCAGGCCACCAAGGCACCCAGCGAGCGAUCACCAUAUCACACAUAGCACCAUGUCUGGCGUGUGGGUGUUCCGCAACGGCGUGGUGAAGCUGGUGGAGAACCACCCGGCGUCGGCGGCGGGACCGCCGGGCGGCGGGGCGGUGCGGCGCAAGGCGCUGCUCCACACGCCCACGGGGGAGGUGGUCGCCUCCUACGCCUCCCUGGAGCGCAAGCUCGUCGCGCUUGGCUGGGAGCGCUACUACGCCGGCGGGGGCGGCGCCGCCGGCGACUGCAUGCUCAGGUUCCACAAGCGCUCCUCCGUCGACCUCAUCUCCCUCCCCAAGGACUUCGGCCAGUUCAGCUCCGUCCACAUGUACGACGUCGUUAUCAAGAACCGCGACGCCUUCCGCGUCAUCGACGUCUAGCCUAGCUGGCUGGCUGAUGAUUCGGCCAUUCGAUCGAAGCAAGCACAGCUAGCUCGUGCGCGCCGGCGGCCGCCACCGUCGCAUCCAUGUCGUCAUCGAUCUCCGCUGGUUAACUUGUCCACCUUGUGUAUGUGUGCGUAUGUCUAUACGUGUGUAUGUAUAUGUACGUGGUGUAUUGACGUAUAUAUAGAUAUACAUGCUGCGUGUCCAUUGUGGUUAA